Messenger RNA from Ostrinia nubilalis (European corn borer), 1834 nucleotides. RefSeq names its product uridine-cytidine kinase-like 1. The coding region runs from base 100 to 1773 and encodes 557 amino acids. The transcript has 12 exons. The record is from RefSeq and is a predicted model, not a curated record. Gene Ontology annotation, cellular component: cytoplasm. Lineage: Eukaryota; Metazoa; Arthropoda; Insecta; Lepidoptera; Crambidae. Gene Ontology annotation, molecular function: ATP binding; kinase activity.
ACGUGCUACUUGCGUGUGCUUUGAUGAAAACUGAUUUUUUAUUUUAAACUAUUGUUAUCUAGCAAUUUCUUUGAGAAACAUAGUGUUUUGUGACCACAAAUGAUGGCUGGAAAGCUGAACAAAUUUGAAACGCCCAGCUCGGCUAGCUCUGAUAGCGACACGGAACUGGCGCUGGAGUUGAGCGAGCAAGUGUUCCUGGACGAUGACGAGUAUGCGAGCAGGGCGCCGGCCUCGCCCACCACCGUGCCCAAUGUGCGGCCUUAUAGACCCCCCUCCACAGGCUCGAACAUCCUAAAGUCGCCUCGAGCGCGGCGCGUGCGCACCACGUCAAUGUCGCAGCCCAACAAGCGCACCACAGCGGAGAGCAUUCUUCACGCCGACCGCCGUACCAUCUACACCGCCGGCCGCCCGCCCUGGUAUAACUGCACCGGCGGGCAGGAGGUCGAGCCCUUCCUCAUCGGUAUUUGCGGCGCGAGCGCGUCGGGCAAGACCACGGUCGCUGCCAAGAUCAUAGAAUCUCUCAACAUACCCUGGGUCACUAUCGUCAGUAUGGACUCUUUUUAUAAGGUCCUCAACGAGAAGCAGCAUCAGCAAGCGACCCGCAAUGAAUACAACUUCGACCACCCGGACGCGUUCGACAUGGAACUCCUUAUCAGUGUGCUACAGAGACUUCGAGAAGGGAAGAAAGUGGAGGUGCCCAUCUAUAACUACGUCACACACUCCAGGGAGAACCGCACGAAAACCAUGUAUGGCGCGAACGUGAUCAUCUUCGAGGGUAUUUUAGCAUUCUAUAACGCUGAAGUCAACAGCAUGCUGGAUAUGAAGGUGUUUGUCGACACCGACGCAGAUAUUCGCCUCGCAAGGAGAUUGAGGAGAGACAUAGUGCAGCGCGGGCGCGAAUUGGAAGGCGUGUUGAAGCAGUACAUGACGUAUGUCAAGCCUGCCUACCAGAGUUACAUCGCUCCUUGUAUGGCGCACGCGGACAUUAUAGUACCAAGAGGAGGAGAGAACAAAGUCGCCAUACAACUCAUCGUGCAACACGUGCACAAGCAGUUACAGCUGCGCGGAUUCAAAGUGAGGGAGAAGCUUGCCAUCGCCCACAUUGGCCAACCCGUGCCAGACUCACUCUUCGUCUUGAAAGAUACGCCCCAAGUGCAAGGUCUUCACACGUUCAUCAGAAACAAGGACACGCCUCGCGACGAGUUCAUCUUCUACUCCAAACGGCUCAUGCGCCUCGUCAUAGAGUUUGCGCUGUCCCUGCUGCCUUAUUCCGACCACAGUGUGGACACACCGCAAGGCUUCAGUUAUAGCGGCCGCAAAUGCGACGUGGAGAAAAUCUGCGGCGUGUCGAUCCUGCGUGCCGGCGAGACUAUGGAGCAGGCCGUGUGCGACGUGUGCAAGGACAUCCGCAUCGGCAAGAUCCUCAUACAGACCAACCAGCAGACUGACGAGCCGGAGCUAUACUACCUCCGGCUGCCCAAAGACAUAAAGGACUACCGCGUGAUCCUCAUGGACGCCACCGUGGCCACCGGCGCCGCCGCCAUCAUGGCCAUCCGCGUGCUGCUCGACCACGACGUGCCCGAGGACCACAUCUCCCUCGUGUCGCUGCUUAUGGCAGAGAUCGGUGUGCACUCCAUCGCCUACGCCUUCCCCAAGGUAAAAAUCGUAACAUCAGCUCUAGACCCGGAGAUCAACGAGAAGUUCUACGUGUUACCCGGUAUAGGCAACUUCGGCGACCGCUACUUCGGCACCGAGCCCGCCGACGAUGAGUAGCAAACCAACCAGGUACGUUGUGACGCGGAACUAUAGGCGCACGAUGAGGAAGGCAAAAACA